This is a messenger RNA of Haplochromis burtoni (Burton's mouthbrooder), 6575 nucleotides long. RefSeq names its product transcription factor 7 like 2 (gene tcf7l2). The record is from RefSeq and is a predicted model, not a curated record. The coding region runs from base 3262 to 4737 and encodes 491 amino acids. The transcript is spliced from 11 exons. Lineage: Eukaryota; Metazoa; Chordata; Actinopteri; Cichliformes; Cichlidae. Gene Ontology annotation, cellular component: beta-catenin-TCF complex; catenin-TCF7L2 complex. Gene Ontology annotation, biological process: regulation of transcription by RNA polymerase II; canonical Wnt signaling pathway. Gene Ontology annotation, molecular function: DNA-binding transcription factor activity, RNA polymerase II-specific; RNA polymerase II cis-regulatory region sequence-specific DNA binding.
UUUUCAACAUUUUAAUUACAGCUGUGCUUAAUUUUCUGGUGCUUGUUUGACUUUAAAUAUCAUGUUUUGGUUGAAUCUAUCCGUGGAUAUUUUUCUGUGCUCCGUUUGGCAAUUUAUAACACUUAUGUUGCUAAGUGACAGAUUGACAAUUUGGAUAAUGAAAGGCACUGUUUGAUUGCUUUGUCCUGACAGCCUGACAGGGGUGCAUUAUUCUAACACAUCAAACCAAAUACGAUUCUUAUUUAUUGUGUGCUUUAAAAAAUAAAAUGCUGCUAUUUCACGUUUUAAUUCAUGCAUGCUGUUAUUCGUAUCGAAUCAGUUUUAAAAUAUAUAUUUUAUUGACGUUUUAAUUUAAGUAAAUCUGAUCAUCGCUCACAUCUGUUGUUCUCGUUCUUCUGGUAAUAUUUAAAAAAAUCUGAGUCAAUAUUUAAUUUGGAUUUUGUGUGUUUAAAAGAAUUUCAAUUGUUUUUACUCAAAUAGAAUUUUUUGGAAAUAUCAUAAUUAUACUGUAAUUAUUAUAGUAAUUGCUGAGGACUUUGAAGUUGGUGCUCGUGCAUUUUGCCUCCGAUUGUUGUGAUUUAUCAGAGAAAACAAUGAACUGCUAAGGUCAUAGGUUGUUUCAUUUCCUUGUUUUGUAAAACUUUUUGUCCGUCAUUCUUUUUCUUUUCUUUUUUUCCCCUCGCACACUUUUCGGUCUCGUGCGAACAUCUUAGACCGUCGAAUAAAAAAAAAGAGGGUUUUUAAAAGUUUUUUUUAUCCUCCCUGUGCUCUCUUGUGUUGUGGCGUUGAUGCCAUUGUGGCCGGAUGAUUGGGAGCUGUCCAUCACUUGCUGGCAAACUGGCAGUUUACUUAAGAAAGUGCACGUGGGACAAAAGGAGAUGGCAGGAGUGUGGCGGGGCGGCUGAAUGGAGGGAGGGCAGGCAAUUAGCCACCGCCUUGUCGGAGCUCUUUUACUUGUCAAGCUGGAGCCCCGGCGCUAUUGUUCAAGUUGUGUAAAGGACAUUCCCAGGGCUUUGUUUUGGCUUUAAGGGCCUCAGGACUGCCUGCUGCAGGCCAGGGGAAGAGCAGGGUCCUAACAGCAGCAGAGAGGCUGAGCGAGUGCAGGAGGAAAAGAAAGCGAGAGCGUAUUUUGAGGAAAACAAAGUCUCUGUUGUAUUAAGAAAAAAAAACUUUGCAGUUGUUUCUGUUGCCAGCUUUUAAAAUGCUGUAAUGAGAAACAUUUGUGUUUUCAUUUCUCUGACCUCACUUCCAAAAAAGAAAUUAUUGCUUGUUUCUACAUACAAAUUUUCUCACUGUAGUUAAACUUUAUUUUUAAUUUUUUUUUAUUGAUAUUCUUAUUUAGGUCAUGUUAAAAAAAAUUGAAUAAAUGUGACAUUUAUUCUAUAAAUAUUUAAUUUGUCAUGGUUCUUAUUCAGGUCCAGGUGUUUAGAUAAUUAAAAUAAGGCAAUCCUAAUUAUUAUUAUAGAACGCAAAAUUUAAAAUCUCUUUAAAAAGUGUGACAGCUUGACUUAUUACUUUAAAUAAUUAAUUUGUUGCACUGAAAAAGAAAUUUUCCUCAACAUGUAGCAUUUCUUUUGUUUCUUCUCAGUUUACUAAACUAAACUGUACUAAACUUUUUCUAUUUCCUCUUCUCUUAUUUUUAGUCAUGUUAGAAUGAACAAAAUAUUUUUGGAUAUUUAUUUAUUUAUUAUUUUAUUGCUACACCCAAAACUAAAUAAAUAAAGCGAACAAACAGCAUUGCAAAAUUCUGGAACGUUUUUAUUUUCUUUUUUUAAAUAAUAAAUGAAAAGUCUCGUUUGAAGGAUUUCCCUUUUAAAUACAUCUCGUCUAUUUCUGCAGUGGAUGGCACAUCUUUUGAAUUGCUCGGGGGGGAAAAAAAAAAUCUUGACCACACAAAGCUUAUUGUUUGGUUUCAGUAUUCAGAAGAAUAAUGGUCUUGAAGGUGAAAUAGUUGCAGAGAAAAAGGAGAACAGGGAAGAGAGGGCAGUGAGGAGGGGCUCGAGGCCUUGUUCACAUGAACCUUGAAUUGAGUUGGAAGGAGGGAGGAGGGGGGUUAAAAGAAGAAUUGUUCUCCACUCUAAGGUAUUGUUUAGAGGGAAAAAAGUAGAGCGGGGUAGAGGACAGGAACCAAAAAAAAAGAGAAAGAUUGCAACGAAAGGUGCCACGUCUGUGUCAGAGUGAAGACUUUCUCUCCCUCUCCUUGGUUUCUCCCCUGGAAAGUGGGCAUGAAGAGGGGACUGUCAGCAUCACACAGAUAAAGUGACUGUUGGCCACACUUUGCUGAGCCUGCCCUCCCUUUGUGGAUGUUGUUGUGUCUUGUUCCUUUUUUUUUUCUCCACUUUCUAUCUCUCUCUCUCUCCUGCUCUCUCUCUCCUCUUUGUCUCCAUCUCUCGCUUUACUCGCUUUACCUUGUAGCCAAAGCUUUUCAAGCUGCCAGUUCGUCUCUGGGCAUCCUGGAGGCACAGCAGAGCCCACACACAUACACACACAUACUCUUAAGAAACACAUACACAGACCCAACGUACAGCAGGGAUUUGGGUAAUAACUGAUUUUGUGUGUAUAUGUAUGUGUGUGUGUGUGUUUGUGAGUAUUUUUUUCUGGAGUAUAGCUAGUGGGAAGACUACUGCGGUGCUGAACAACUGCUCAGAGUAAUUUUUCCUUCUCUCUGUCCACAUUCUGGCUUUCACUUCUUAUACUUCUUGUCACCGGCAUCAAAACUUUCUCUGACAAAGAAGAGGAGACUGGUGGCCGCAAAGAGCAAGUGCUUCUGUGGUUAGAGUGAAGGAUUUUGGGGGAUUUUCUUUCCUCUUUUUUUUCCUCCUUUUUUUUUGAGCAGGCAGAUGUGGGUGGGUGGGUGGAGAGGAUUUGGUGACUGUGUGUUUAUGGGGGGGGGAAACUAGGCCUCAGACCCUGAGCCUGCUCUAGACACGUCAGGAGACACGCACUCUAAUGUCAAAAACCUGAGGGAACAAUGGUCAGCUGGCUGCGGCACCAAACGCAAAGCGAGGGGGGACGACAAACACAUAUGCACGCUCGCGCCACACAUGCCCGGCAAUACACUCGCACACAGUGGAGGAAGGAGUCAAGACAGGAACAGACAAAGGAGGAAGAGAAGAAGUGAAGGAGAGGAGCGGCCAAGGAAAGUGAGAGGGCUUUUCCCCGACGUAGACGGGGAAGGAGGAGCUGGGGGGGGGCCAGGUGGAAGAAGAAGGAGGAGGAGGAGGAGGAGAAGGCGGGGGUGGGGGUGGAACCGAGGGGGUCAUGUACCCGCGGGAUGGAGCUCCAGCCGGGCCGGAGGAGACGGGAGCCAAGGCAGGAGUCCUAGGCCCCGGGCUCUCUCUCCUCCAGCAGGUGGGCUGCUGGCACCUCAAUCUGAGCAGCUGGUCUAAUAAGGUUCCAGUGGUACAGCACCCCCACCAUGUGCACCCUCUCACGCCUCUGAUCACCUACAGCAAUGAACACUUCACACCGGGGAACCCCCCACCUCACCUACAGACAGACGUGGAUCCCAAAACAGGAAUUCCAAGGCCUCCACAUCCUCCAGAUAUAUCUCCUUAUUACCCACUGUCACCUGGCACUGUCGGCCAGAUCCCCCAUCCGCUGGGAUGGUUAGUACCACAGCAAGGUCAACCUGUUUAUCCAAUCACAACAGGGGGUUUUAGACACCCCUACCCAACUGCGCUCACUGUCAACGCAUCCAUGUCAAGGUUCCCCCCACACAUGGUGCCCCCUCACCACAGUUUGCACACCACGGGCAUCCCUCACCCAGCCAUCGUAACACCCAACGUCAAGCAGGAAUCCUCGCACAGUGACAUCAGCUCUCUCGACAGCUCGAAACAGUCAGACGGUAAAAAGGUAGAAGAGAAAAAGAAAGAGGUCCACAUAAAGAAACCUCUGAAUGCCUUCAUGCUCUAUAUGAAGGAGAUGCGGGCCAAAGUGGUGGCUGAGUGCACACUCAAGGAAAGUGCUGCCAUCAACCAGAUCCUGGGGCGAAGGUGGCACGCCCUAUCGCGGGAGGAGCAGGCCAAGUACUACGAGCUGGCCAGGAAAGAACGACAGCUCCACAUGCAGCUGUACCCAGGCUGGUCAGCACGAGACAACUAUGGGAAAAGGAAGAAGAGAAAAAGGGAAAAGCAGCAAGCAGAGAGCAAUGAACGCAGAGAAUAUUUUCCAAACCCUUGCCUUUCACUCCCUCCGAUUACAGACCUGAGCGCUCCUAAGAAGUGUCGAGCGCGCUUUGGGCUCGACCAACAGAAUAACUGGUGUGGCCCGUGCAGGAGAAAAAAAAAGUGCAUUCGCUACAUCCAAGGUGAAGGCAGCUGUGCCAGUCCUCCCUCUACGGACGGAAGCUUACUAGACUCCCCCCCAUCCUCCCCCUCCUCAGUGGUUCCUUCCCCCUCCUCAAAAGAGUCCAAAUCUCAGACUGAACAAAUGCAACCUCUCUCACUGACUAUGAAACCGGCCCACCAGCCACUCCACCACCCGCACCUCCUGGCUGGGCCUCCACCGCCAUCUUUGGUUCAGCUGGAAAACUCUGCCGCAGCAGCUAGCAAAACGCCCGCCGCCUCCUCCCACAACGGAGCUCUGGAGCACCGUGACGUCUCGUCCUCGCGGCAGCCGGGCUCCUCUGUGGCGUCCUCGAUGGCCCGGCCCUCGGCAUCGCUGUGUCAUUCCCACUCGCUCCUCCCCUCCACAGCCCCACAGCCUCUGUCGCUAGUGACCAAGUCUAUAGAAUAGUCUAUCCUAUUCUCCUCCUCCGUUUGUUUUUUUAGCUCUGCACACACACACUCACACAAACAUCUUUCUAGGCCCUCUCUCUGCUCCGUUUCACUCGCCCUCGGUUCUUUUCUCUUUCUGUUUCUGUGCCAUAAGGCUUUGGAAUUUUAGGUUAUGUUUUUAUUAAAGUUCAUUGGUCAAUAUUUGACCCGUCAUUAUCAGACAAAUCUAAUUAUUAUAAAGAAAUGAUACAAUGAGCUGUAGUAUAGCUUUGUGAAUCUGCCAAAAUUUUUAUGAAUUUUGUUUUUGUCUUUUUUGUAGUUUUAAAACAGCGCAAAACAGAAAUUAUCUAGUUCAGCAUCCAAAUGUUUAAAAAGACGGAUAUAAAAAAGGUAGGCUAGAUUAUUCAACGAGCCCUUUUCUUGAAAGAGUUGGUUCUCCUUCUUUAUUUGUAUUAAAUACGAGCUUGCGAACCAAUCAUUCGACAUCUGUUCAAAACUCUUGGAGGGCAUGAGGCUAGCGGUGACACCUCUCUGAGGAACAACUUUAAUUGUGAUGUUACUUGUUCUUGUUUAAAUGUACAGAAUAACGGGGCGGGAGGGGAUUACUGUGUUAAAUAUGCAUUCUUCCACUGCGUUGUCUUUUUUUUCUUUGUUGUUUACCUUUGGGGUGGAGUCAGGCAAGUUUGGGUGGGCUUGAGGGGAGGUCGGGUGGGAGGGUUGUGGGUUAUUAAAUUCAAAAUGUCACAACGCUAGGACCAGUAGUAUUUAUUGCUUUAGAGAUUGCUUGUUGUAUCUUGUAUGUGUCUCUUUUUUUUUUCUUUCUGAAUACAUUGUACAAAUAUUUUUUCUUAAGGUAAGCAACUAUACGAACGAUCCAUUUUUACAAGGAGGUUUUAAAAAGGCAAAUCUUUUUGUUAUCUUUCCUCUCCGAAAAACCUGGAUUCCGCUCAGUGUACUGUGUAGAUCUCAUGAACAGAUGUAUGCACAACUUCAUUUCAAGAAAUGCGUCUAUAAGCCAUUUUACAGGAAAAAAAAGAAGAAAAGAAAACUUGAAACACGAGACAGUGGGUACCGCGUGUUCAGUAGUUGGAAAAGUGUCAGAUGCCCUUCUUUUUUAUUGCACAGUCACAUCUCUCGGACUGUAGAUUCGUGUACAGAUUUUCCGUGCCAAAAUUUUGUGAUAAUUUUUCCUCUGCCCCCGCCCCCCACCCCAACCAUGCUGUAGGGAUCUCUUUUUGUUUUGUUUUGUUUUGUUGUUGUUUGUUUGUUUUGUUUUUUUCAUUUCGAUACCAUUUUUUGCUGUGACGUUACAUAGAUUGCUAUGUAUGUAGUAUAAAUGUUGCUAUAACAAAUGUGUUUGGUAGCAAAUUGUCAAAUAUUAAAAUUUAAACUUAAUAAAAAGACGGACAUCAUACUGUAUAAACCCACCAGGGCCAAAUUAUGUAUAUUAGGAAGUUCAUAAAAAAACUAUUAAAUACAAAAAAAUACACAAACUGCCACUUUUAAGUACACUACUACAUAUAGGUAGAUAGAAAAAAUAGGCAUGUUGAUGUUGCAAGAGGCUGUAAAAAAAGCUACAAGAGAAUCAUCCACUCGGUGCCAUUGUAGUUGACAUGACGCGACUGUAAUCUGUCGAUUUCUUCUCUGGUUUAUUAAGAUGCUAAUGAUAAAUAGUUUGAAUGUUUCCUUAACGGCUGUGAUGUUCCUGUUCUAUUUUAUGCUCUUAUAUUUUUUUGUUUGUUUUUUCCUGUUAUUUUAAAUGGUUCUAAAACCAUGUUUUUUGUAAUGAAUAAAUGUUUAUGCUGUACAGUCUCUGUAGCAUGCAGUUCUGUAUUAAUAAAAGCAACUUAGUAUGUG